CAACAAGACAGGACCAGCAGAUCACACCUUGGAGCUCACCGGGAUAAGACUUGAAUUAUUCUCCUGGCAUCCUGAAACUAGACUGUCUGAGGAUGGAAUAUAAAUUGUACUGGAAAUAUUCAUUAUUGCCCAUUAUUUGUGCGGUCCUAAUGCAAGGUGAGGAAUUAUUUAUUUUCACAGCCUGUUAUAUAAAUUAUUAUUUUCUAUUUUCAAGGUUUUUAAUUCACUAGACAACAAGUAUCUGCAACAAAACAAACUUUGCAUAACCGGAGGGGAGUAGGGUCAUGUUUAAAUGAAAAGCAGUGAAUUGGAAACUACUUUGCAAAAAUAAAAUUGCCACGCUGUGACUCGAUUUACAAUUGGAGAAAAUGUCCAUAAUCAGCUAUUUAAGUUGGUUUUCAAUUCACAAAAAUGUAGUGUUUAGUAAAACCCACAGUCGAAAAGAACAUAGUGGCGCAGUUUGCCUAGAGAACUAUUUAAUCCAAAAUCAAGAAUCAUUAACGCCAAGAAGGCUACUGAGACGUGUAUACUGUGAAUUGCGAUGAACUGACAAGGGAAUUUUUUUUUAAAUAGUUGCCUUGGACCAAUUCUACAACUCCACUAUCUUACCAUCUCAGUUAUCUGGUGUACAUUUUACAAAUACAUUUGCGGAAAUUCUCUUUUACCAGUACGUAAACCCUAUGCACGUGUUUUUUUCAGGGUCAUUUAAGAAAUAUUGAGUCGUAGUUACCUAACAAUACGCUUGCUUAAAAAACUAACCCAAAAGAGUCACAACAGAAUGUUCUCCAGAUCAGGCUAUGUGUUUUCUCCAAACUGACUGUUUUAUUUGUUACAACCCACCACAACGCACUAUUUAGUGGGUGGGGAUUUAAUUUGCGUAUAAUAUGUAAAUAAUUGUAUAAGUAUGCAUUAGAGUGAUAAAAUAAGACACGGUACAUGCAGCAAUUUAUGUAGUAUUACUUUAUUUAUUUUUUUAGAAUGAAGGUAGUCUUUGAUACGACGUGCAUCUUAUUAUAUUUCACGUCCAACAAAAUAUGUGGCUAAGUGUGGUUUUAGUUAAUUUUUGCUUUAAAAAUAGGGCCGUCGGAUAACACUUGGCUUCAAGAUGGCGACUUUUACUACUAUGUCUUCCAAAGAGCUGGAAUUUUAAAGUUUUGACCCGGGGCAGUGAUGACUAAUAAUGCGUCAGAAAGGUGGCUGUGCAUUAUGGGAAAAGUAGUUUGCAAUCAUCAGCAGAACCAAUGCUGCUGCUAUCUGCCAAUACCGUAAUGUAUUCACAUUCAGUAUUCAGAGUUACUCCGUGACAUCAUUAGCCACUAAAGCAGCAAAAUAUAAGAAUAUAAAAUAUUCCUAAAGAGCUGCUAGACAAUGUUUAUGUUUUUGGGUGAUUCACAGAGUUAAUCACUCAAUUCCAAAUCUCCCCGUACCAAACUGAGCUGUACGGUGCCAUUCGGCAUACUGAAUCCAGACAUUGUUCAUACUAUUUAACAAGGUUGAGCUUUUGCAGACAAGGCUCCGAAUGAGCCUGAAUUUGACCUGGACUUUGGCCGGACCAAAGGCUGCUGAACAGCUGAAAUUGGCAACUGGAUUUUUAAAAUCUGGGCCCGGAUGCACCAAAUCCAGCCUCGGCUUUUAAACAUCCAAACUAUUUGCAGGCAUAACCCAUUAUAGCAUUAUGAUGUCAUAUUGAUGCAAACCGAGGGUUUAAUUCACUAAACAACUAAUUGUAGUUGCAACAUUGGCAAAAUCAGCAUGUUUGCCUAAAUGAGCAAUUUUGUCAAUUAAAUACAAUUUGGUAUUUGGUAAAUAAACCCCUGAGACUUAAAGGAUUUAGUUGUCUGCAAGGAAACAACAUUUUUCUUUUAAAGCAGAUAGAUUUCAUAGACUGCCUUGGAUUCCAUAAAAUGAGGAACUCUUCUUUCACAGAACUCUCAUUCAGAGAACCACGUUCGUUCGUGAUACGGUUUAUAGGACGGAUCACAAAAUCGUAGACUGUUCCUUUCACAUUCUUUACACAAUUUAACCCAUUGGGAACUGCAGAAAAACAGGUCACAUUAUGCAAAGAGUGUUAAGAGUACUAUAUUUUUCUGAUACUUUACUUCCUAGAGUCCAGUAUCAAAUUCAGUAUCAAAACUAAAUCUCCCAACUGUCUGGGUUUUGGCAAGAUAGUAACCACAUAAAAUGUUGUACAUCCACCUCUGUACGUUCCCAGAAACCCUUGCUCCAUACAAAUCUACAAGAUGGUUAAUUUCUCGUGGAAGUCUAAGGACAAUGCUGAACAAUAAACCUUUGGGAACUCUCCAUUAAUUUGAAAUAAGAAAUAAACCAACACUUGCCUAUGGGAAUAUAAGAUACCAUCAGCUCCAUUUUGACACAGCCCUGUGCUUUUCUGAUUACCGGACUUUAAAGAUCCUGUAUCAAAUAGGAUUGUCCCAUAUAUAUAUAACAAUGAACGGAGGACCAUGUAGAGUAAGUAUUUCAAACUCAAAGGCUAGCACGGGCCAAAUAAACAAGGUUUACGUUAAUGUGGGCCGAAAAAAAAUGAAAUUUUCAUAGAAAUGUAAAUUUAUUUUUUUGAAAAGUAAAGAACAAAAAUAAAAAAAACAGCAUCCCCUUCUACUAAACCCUAGCACCCUCCUCUACUAAACCCAGCCCCCCUCUACUUAACCCUAGCAUCCCCUUCUACUAAACCCUAGCACCCUCCUCUACUAAACCGCAGCCCCCCUCUACUUAGCCUAGUACCCUCUUCUACUAAACACCAGCCCCCCUCUACUAAACCCCAGCCCUCCCUGUACUAAACCCUAGCACCCUCCUCUACUAAACCCAAGCCCCCCGCUACUAAAAUACUAAAACCUAGCACCCUUCUCUACUAAACCCCAACCCCCCUCUACUAAACCCUAACACCCUCCACUACUAAACCCCAGUCCCCAUCUACUAAAUCCCAGCCCCCCUUCUACUAAAUCCAAGCCUCCCCUCUACUAAAUCCCAGCAUACCCCUCUAUUAAACCCCUCUAUUAAAAAUUAGCCAACAAGGAGAUUCCACUCACAUUGCCGCUGCCAGUAUACGACUCCGGAGUCCGGACUCUGGUAUACCCUGUGAAGGUGGAGCACGUCGACGUCAAGUCCGAAUGGGACGUGGCCAAAGGUGUAACUAGAAACCAUGGGGCUCCAAUGUGAAAAUUGCCCCUGGCCCCCCCAUAUGUCUCACCCCCCUAGCCCCUUAGCCCCUCCAUGUGUCUCAUUCACACACCACAGGGUUAGUGUGGCAUGGUUGGGGGUUUGAGAAUACCAGAAUUGGAGCGGUUAAUGAGAUAGAGUGAAUGUGGCAGGGUGAAAGGGGAUGAGUGUGGCAGGGUUAAAGGGGGCGAGUGUGACAGAGUGAUGGAGAAAGAGUGGGAGUGAGUGUGACAGUGCGAGAGAAGGGGAGUGUAAUGGGGUGAAUAUGACAAAGCAAUGGGAGAUGAGUAUGGUAUGGGUGAGUCACAGGAUUGGUGGAGUUAUUGUGAGUGUGGCAGAGUGAAGGCGGGUGACAGUGGUAUGUGGUGGGGUAACAGUUACACAGACAAACCCCUGCAUACACUGACACACAUGCAGAUAUACAAACAAACACACAGUGACAUACAUGCACAUACACACUAUAUAACACAUACGGAUACAUACACGGACACACAUGCUGAUACACAGGCACACAUACACACAUGCAAAUGCAGACACACAAACUAACACACAGAUACAUAUAUACAUGCAGACACAUAUGCAGAUACACACACACUUAAGGACAAACAUUCAAAUACACAGAAUGACGCUCAUACGGAUACAAACAGUAACACACACAGAUAUACAGAUACGCAGACAAACAGACACACAUGCAGACACACAGACACACACAUACAUACAUACAUACAAUCACACAAACACAGACACACACAUACAGAGACAUACACACAUACAGAGACAUACACACAUACAUACAGAUACACACACACACAUACUGAGGCAUACACACAUACAUACAGAGACACACACACGUACAUACAGAGACACACACAAACAUUAGUCACCCUUCUGUUUCCUUCCUUUUAGAUGCAGGAGGGUGACGUCCCUGGGGUCCAGUGGUGGCUCAGGCUGAUGGGAGUUAGACUCUGACUCCCUUCUCUCUUUCCUCCCUUGCGGCGCUCUGUGUAAGCUGGGAGGAGUGACUGGGGCAGUCAUUUUCUCCCAGCUCAGUCUGACAUCAUCACAGGGGGCCUGGUCGUGCUAUUAAAGCGCCCCAUUGCUGACGGGCCCCCUGGUAAUACUUUGCCAUCGGGUGGCCCUAACAGCAUGGGCCACCCGAUGGGCCCCUGAACAUGGCAGCGGGCACCCGGUUGCAGGGGUCCAUAGGGUGGUAGGCACCUGUAAUGUGGGGAGAGCAGGUGCCAACUCUGCCUUAACAGUAAGCACUGCUCUGGGGGCGCCCCUAGAUGGGCAGCUGCCCAUCACUUGGGCUCCCUGUUACACUCCAUCUACUCGCGGCUCGCUGGGCUGCAAAGAUAUUUAUUGUGACCGCGAGUUUGACAUGCUUCGUGUAGAACUUAAAAAUAAACAGGACAUUCCGUACUGCCAUUAGGUCUUUAGGGACCACCAUGUGAUGAUUGUAUUAAAUAGCAUGGAUCCAUAAGAGCUAAGGCUGUGUUUUAAUAUUACAAAAAAAGUGCUUUAGGAUUGCGAAGGUUAUUUUUUACGUGAUGAUGACUAUUUCAGUGGCAAUAGUUGAGGACACAUAGACAUCACCGUAUAGAAAAUGCAAAAUACUGAAAUAAAAUUAGAUGUCUUUUUCAUAUUUAAAGCAUGGAGAUUGAAUAUGCCAAUGGCAUAGUAAUAAUUGGGGAAUUUCCCAUUUGCUCUGUAGUGCCAUCUCUUUGAUAAUAUAGAGAUUAAUUUGGCACCAGUGAAGCUAAGCACCCUCCUGAAAUAUUUAUUAAGGGGGGGAUUGUUGCACAUUAAUUGCCCCCUCUGAUUUAUACUUUAAUAGGGGGACAAUUGCACAGGUCUCCCCUGUUAUAAACAUAAAGUAGUAUACAGUAUGUUAGAUUGGGCGGGUUUGUGGAUUCCCAUGCCCCUUGAUAUAUUAUGCCCUACUCAGUCUCCUCCACAUAAGGGGUAUGAGAAAAGAAGGAAGGCUAUCUCAUGCUGUAUAGUCAAGGACCCAAAUGAUCCCUGGUUAAAUUUAUUUUUGUGCUUACGUAAAUGGCCAUUGUACCAGUUUGUCAGGUAAAAACAACCACUAAUUUUUUGUGUUAAUUUAUAUAAAAUGUUAAAUUUUUUUAACUGUUACCACUUUUUAAUUUGUUUUUAUUCAAGUCGCGACAUCACAUGUAUCCGACCUGAGAGCUGGGUCGAAGUCAAGGUUUUGUGGACCAUAUUUGCAUUGACUUUCCCACUGAUAAAACUUUAUGAUUAUUGUAUUUAUCAUGAAAAACCAAAGUAGUUUUGAGAUAAAGCGCUAUUUUUAAAACUUAACGUCCAUUUAUAACGCUGAUUGAUUGCCCUCCGGUUUGAGCUGCUUGGUGCCCUGAGUAUUGUAUGGACAGUGGUUGAUCUGUUUGGAGUGUAGGCAGCAGUAUAUGUACUCAAUAUAGGAGGCCACGCACAUGUAUAUCAUCAAGAUAGGAAAUAAAACCCCAAAUAUCUUUAAGACUAAUACAGGGUGUCUUUACCAUUAUUUAAAGCAACCUGUACUAAAGUAUCAAUCAAAGCUUAUUUUUUAUAAGUAGGCGGAAGGCUCACCAUCCAAUUGACCUAUCACAGGUAUACCAGAGUACAGCAAUUUGUCAGACGUAUGUAGAAAAAUAAAUAAUAAAAGGAAAAAAAAUAAAACUAAACAAUACAUAUAACAAGACCUUUUGGGUCUCUGCAAAGUAUAGUUAAUUACUGUGUAUUCUACGUGUUCUAUGAUUAUAUGAAAAUGUUUGUGAUGUCUGGAAGAUCCUUGAAGUCUACUUUUACUUUUUUUUGUAGGGACGUGCGUUGAGUCUUUGGAAUGCUAUUCCUGCCAGGAUAUGGGUAAUGGAAACUGCUCAGACAAAAACGUUUCAAAGGUCCUCUGCGGUCCAGACCAGAAUGUGUGCAUCGAGACCGUCACGGCUUUGGAAACAAGUAUGUGUGGGGUAAAGGAGGUGAACAAUGACACGUUCACGUUAAUGGAGUGUGAACCCCGUGAUUUGGCACUUACAGUUUGAAAAGAUUUUUAAAAGUCUGUGGUUUGAGAGACAAACAAAUAUCCUUCUAGAUCACCAACCAGUGAAUCAAUACAUAAAAGGGCAAUACAAUGCUUCUCAUGGAGGAGAACUGGGCACCUGAUGGAAAUGCUCACCAAAGAAUGCUUCCCUAUGGGAGGGCUUCCGCUUGUGGCCAAGUUUUUCUUGGUCCAUACAGUGAAACCGCCUCCAGUGUCUUUAAGUACAAAAGCCACUGGAAAUGUGCUUAAACCUUCAAGGUAAACAUUGUUUUUUCUGAAAAACAGCAAUGUUUUACCUUGAAUGGCUAAAUUGACAGGACCACUGCAUCCAGACCACUUCAUUGAGUAGUUGUAUAAUGGCUUAAAAGUAUUUUAGGCAUUAUGUCAAGAAUAAACAUUGCCAAAUAAUAUGGAGUGAUGGGGUAUGGAGUGAUACUGCAGGAAAACAUGGAAAACAUGCUUCAUUCAGAAAAUCUGAUUUUUUUUUUUUGUUAGUGUAUAUCUAAAAACAGUUUGCAAAAGCUGCAGCUCUCUUGUCUACAGCCUUGGCUAGCCUUCCCCUUCUAGCUCCACCCAUACCUUUGUGGCUGUCCAAUCACAGGCUUCCCAAUGCAGCUCCAUGAGAAUGCUUUUGUUCUGGGCAAUUGUUACCUCUUGAGUUUAGCUCCACUGAGCUAAACAACCAGGAAGUAACAGGACUGUUUUUCUGACUGACAGCCGGGGAGGUGGAGCAAGAUUAAUUUCGAUUGAAAGCUACACUUUUUGUAAAAUGAAAAAAAAAAAAGAGGACACACUCUUCACACAUAAAGCACUUCAAUAGGCUAAAGUGUUUUAGGAUGUGUGGUGUGUCUCUUUAAGCCCUGCUCUCAAACUCCAACUACUUGUUGGCAACAGUGGCUAAAAUAAACAGGAAAAAAAGCAACAACAAAAAAAGGUAUCUGUGCACUAUCCAAAUUCCUAAUCACAUUUAAAUAAGAGCAGUUCACCUUGCUAUUGUUAAUGUAGAAUUCACCUAAGUGGUUUGGCUUGAUGGACGAGGUGUACUCGUCCCUUGACGGCCAUUGCAGAGGUAUUACAAACCUCCUGUUAUUUUGAUAUAAAAAAAGGGCUUAAGAAGGAAUUACCUUUAAUAAUUGUAAUAGUCAUUUACAAUGAUCUAAAGUGGUUAUGGUGCCUAGAGUGUCCCAUUAAGUGUAAAGAAAAUCCCAACAACAUUUAGCCAGAGUUUGUUAAAUAAAUUAAUUAUAGUAAAAAAAGAAGAAACCAUAAGAGAUGGGCUUUAGAAGCUGUUUGACACUAUUUUCCAAACUUUCCCUUUUCUAACAGGUCACGACCAGUCCACGAUGCUACAGAAAGGUUGUGGAACCGGCUUACCAGGAAGAGUAGAUAAAGCUGAGUACUUCCAUGGAAUGAUAAUGUACAUAAUGCUGAUACAGUGUAACACCAGCCUCUGCAACACGGAACUGCACGCGAAGACCUAUCUUCUAUUACCCCCUGGUAAUAACAUAUCCAUAAACUCAUGGAAUUCCAUGGAAUUCCAAAAUAGCUGAAGUCAGCUAUCUUUCAAGUUUGGCUACCUUAGUCUAAUAUUGAAAUUCACUUUGAAUUCUAACUUUAGUGAAUAACACUGAAUAUGUUGACAAAAAAGCUAAGAGUUUGCAAACUCUACUCAUACUAAACAGGUAUUAGAUAUAAAUAUACACUAUGGACUAAAGUACUGGGACACCUGACCAUUGCCCCAGCAGGGACUUUUAUGAUAUUGCAUUCUAAAUUUGCAGCUAUAGCAGCUUCCACUCUUCUGGUAAGGAUUUCCACAAGAUUUUGGAGAGUGAAUCUUUGCCCAUUCAUCCAAUACAGCAGGGGUGGGGAAACUUUGGCCCUCCAGAUCUUUUGGACUACACCUCCCUUGAUGCUUUGCCAGCAUUAUGGCUUAAAAGCAUUAUGGGAGAUGUAGUCCAAAAUAUCUGGAGGGUUCCCACCCCUGCAGUAGAGCAUUUGUGAGAUCAGGCACUGAUGUUGGAUGAGAAGGCAUGGCUUGCAGUCUCCAUUGCAGUUCAUCCCAAUGGUUUUCGAUGGGGUUGAGGCCAGGGCUCUGUCAGGGCCAGCCAAGUUCUUCCACACCAAACCAUGUCUUUAUGGACCUUGUUUUGUGCACUGGGGCAUUGGAAGUAAGGGGCCUAGCCAAACCCCUCAAAAAGAGCCUCCUACCCUUACUUCACCUCCUCCACCAAUCUUUAAAGUUGCUCUCUUGGCAUCCAGUCAACUCAAACUGGCCCAUCAGACUGCUAAAUAGAGAAGCUUGAUUCAUCACUCCACAGAAUACAUUUCCAUUGCUCCAUAGUCCUGUAGCAGAGUGCUUUACACCACUCAACCUGACACUUGGCAUUGUACUGGGUGAUGUGAAGCUGGCAUGCAAGUGCUUGGCUACAGAAACCCAUUCCAUUAAGCUUCUGAGCUCCCAUCACACUGUUUGUGUGCUGAUAUUAAUGCCAGUGGAAGUUUGUAAAUCUUCAGCUAUGGAAUCAGCAGAGUGUUGGCGGCAUUUAUGCACCUCACUUGGUGAUCCCGAUCUGUGACUUUACAAGAUCUUCUACUUCGUGGAUGAGUUGCUGCUGUUCCUAAAUGCUUCCACUUUCCAAUAAUACCACUUACAGUUGACCAUGGAAUAUCUAGCAGGGAUGAAAUUUCACAAGCUGACUUAUUGCAAAGUUGGCAUCCUAUCACAGUACCACGGAUGAAUUCACUGAGCUCUUCAGAACGACCCAUUUCUUUCUCAAAUGUUUGUUAUUGCAGCCUGCAUGGCUCGGUGCUUGAUUUUAUAAACCUGUGGCAAUAAGUCUGAUUAAAACCUGCAUUCAAUAAUUAGGAGAUAUGUCCCAAUACCUUUGUCCAUAUAGUGUAUAUCAAGAGCUCCUUUGGUGAGGAACAGGAAGUUAUGUCCAAAAAUACCACCCCAAAGUUACAGGGGUUGAAGUUAGAGACAAUUUGGUUUUAAGAAAGGAUUUAAAAACUGAGAGAAGAUAGAUGAUUGAAUUAGUUAAUGUGUGCUAUGAGUCAUAAUUCCUUACUUCACCAAAAUCUUUGAGGAAGAGUAGUUCAAACUAAAAGCUUGACGUUAUUAAAAAAAGAAUAAGAUUUCCUAGUUCAUUAUUGGUUAUACAAAGCACGCUCUUCCAACCCACCCCUGACUCUAUGACUCAACUCAAUGAUAAAUGCCCAUCACAGUCCACUUACUACUGUUUUAGGGAUUUAAUUCUAAAGUCACAAUGAGCCUAAACAAAAAUAAAUAAAUAAAUAAACCCAUUGUGAACUAGGAGUAGGUCAUCCACUAAUCUCUUUCUCUCAUAAUUAGUUGGAAUUUAGGGUAAUCAAUAGGGUAAUCCAUGAACUUCAGAUCUAUUGGUCCCAGCUUACCAAGGGAGUACAGAAUUCACAUUGUUACUUCUAUGAUAUAUUUAAUGACUUUUCUUACUUAUUCUGUUUCAGAAAAUACAGAUCGUCAGCUUAACGAAGUGGAAUGUUACAGCUGUAUUGGAAAAACUCCAGAUCAAUGUACGUCGUCCAAUGCCCCUGUCAAACAAUGCUUCCAGCCACUUCAUCACUGCUUCGAUGGCAACGUUACAGUGACACAAGGUAAAUAUCGCUUCCCUCACACCGAUAUAUAUUGAAGAAUUCCAAAUCAAGAAUACAAUGUUAUCGUUUCCCAGCAUUAUAUUAAAUCUAAUUUGUUUUAAAUCUAAAAUAUGCAGAUUGGCAAAGAGGUGAAUACAUUUAAAAAAAAAAAUAACAAAUUUACUUCCAAACCAGUUUAAACACAACUGGCAGAAAUCUGUUCAUAGAUCCCAACCACAUGUACAGUGUUAUUUAAUAAAGUGUAAAUGGUUGAAAAUUCGAAUUGAACUGGAAGUGAACUUGACAUUUUAGUCCAAAGCAAGUCAGCUCAUGUUAUCAUUUAUCUAAUGUGGCUUAAAAUAUGAAUUAACCUUUAAUUCCUGGCAGUUCACACUUUAGUUAAUAAUCCUGAUAAAGUUUGGUUUGUUUUUAGCUUGACUUCUUAUCGGGGUGCCGCUUCCUUCCUUUUUUCUGCAGCCAGUGGCAAGAGUUUAGGGGCUCUGCUAAACUAAGCACUAGCUCGUUGGCUAAAAGUGUUGGCCAACGAGCUAAGUAUUGCACUGUCAUGCAUAUCUCAGACAGGGAGUUUCUGGAGCUCUGAAGAUUGUAGUGGAGAUGGGGAGCUGCUCCUGGGGACCCUAUGUAAGAAAUCAAGCAGUACUCAAGUAGCUUGACUACUUAUAUGGGAGGAGAAGGGCUGCAUCAGUGCACUCCUGGUACCAUAACCAAUACAGCACUCUGUAAGAUGCUAACAAUGUGCUAGGAAUGGGUGGGAUAAAUCUCUGUUACGGAGUUACUAAAGAAAAUACUGCAAAUAUGAAUAAUAGUAAUGAAAAAAUAAGUUGAUCAUUCACUUUCCGCUAAUGUUGCUACAAAUGAUAAAGUUUCACUUUUCAGUAGAAGUAGUUGCCACACCUUGACCUGGACACCUGCUGAGAAAUUAACGUUGAGAAAAUCAUUCUGCUAUUCUUUGGAGAUGAAUUAAUGUAUCUCAUUGUUUUUAGGAAAUACCUCAGCUGUUAUACCCAUCAAGAGCUGCUCCGAAAGACAUACCUGUGCCAUGCGAACUCUAACAUUUGGUUCUUCAACGUUUGAGAUUAAAGGUGCGUGCUGUAUAGGAAACAUUUGCAACAAGGACCUCUCGAACAAGACCCAGUAUGUGGAACUGCCACCUCUGGUACUGAUACCUCCUUCUAAUGAGUCACCAACUACUCCUGCCAUUCCUACCUGGGGGAGAACCACGAAGGAACAACCACACACAAAUGAAACCACUCAAACACUCAAAGAAGCUAACAUUACGGUCGGCUCGGACACUACGUCUCUAAAAGCCGCCAUGAAACAUGAAGAUGAUCAACAACCAAGCAAAGCUUCCCAAUCACAAAUCUCUCUUUGGCUUGUCUUCUUGAACUUAGUUCUGUUCAAAUUCUGAUGUUUUGUCUAGCCAUUAAAAUAAUGAUCAUGGAUUAUUUGUCCUUUUAUAAAAAUGUACUUUUUAUGAGGAUAGGACAUUUUGCUUUAAGGCAUAUGGAAAAUAUUGAUCUCUUAAGAUUUGAUUUAGUCAAUGACUACCUACAACAAUAUAUAAAUAUUUCUUGUUCGGCAGAUAUACACAAUUUUUGUACCAAGUACAGAAACUAGAAUAAAAUUAAUGUCAAAAAUAAAUAUCUAAGCAUUUCUAAACUUUCAUCACUUAAUGUUCCCUUAAAGUUGUUCACUGUUCAAUCUGUAUUUUUUUUUGUUUUGUUGCCUUAUAAUCUAAACCAAAAUCUUGAUGAAAAUAACUUAUCUUCUCCUUUGCUCCAGUGUUGCUACUCACUCGGCAUGAAAAAAAAAAUCUUUGCUUGCUUGGACAAUACCCAGUCUCUUUGCAUUCAUCUGAAUGUGUAAUUCCCAACAUGUUAUAUAGAAGCUCAAAAUGCUCAAAAUAUAAAGUCCUGCAUUUUAGCAACUUGGGGAAGGGCGGGGGGAGGUGAGGUAGAGAAGGUUCUGACCAUUCAAAAGGGUAUAUUUUCACCCUGGAAUACCUUGCAUAGUGCAGAUGACUGAUGUUAGCAAGGCAGCUGUACUAGAAUAAAAUGUAUAGCACUGCUGACUGGCGUUAGCAAGGCAACUGUACUUACUGCAGUGGCAUUAUGCUCGCAUACAGACAUUCUUUUAACAUUCUGGUGGAAUUUUGUGUUGCUUAUUCCUCAUAAAAAGUCACCAGAUUUCUUACAAAUUAUUUGUAUGCAUAGUAUUAGUUAAUUUUAUGUAUUUUUGUUAUAUGCAUCUACUGUAAAAUAUUUUGCUUGUUUGCUAUUAUAGACAUUGCAGAAUAAGUGAUAAUAUAUAAUAUUUGAAUAGUUUAACCUCUUCAACUAUUUCUGUAAAUGCUAGACCAAAGAAAAAGUAGUAUUGUUUGGAAUUACAUUAUUUAAAUGUUUAAUGCUUCAGCAUAUAUUUGAUGGUCCAUCUAUUAUGCCUAAUAAGGACACAAAAAAAUAUUUUUCAAACUUCACAACCAAAACUUAGAACCUUAAACCCCAUGGCCUCCUCCAUGUUGUCCAUUAGGUCUCCAGUGCUGUUUAUAGAGCGUUCCAUCUUUUUCAUAGCAAAGCAUUGAAUCGUUACUUUUCUCAAGUGGCCGCUGUGUCACGUGACCGGGUCUUACUUGAAAACAUUGCUGUUUCUCAAAAACAGCAAUGUUUUACACUACAAGAUUAAGGGGACAGGACCACAGCACACAGACCUCUUCAUUGAGAAAGUAGUAGUUAGUAUCCUUUAAGUAGCAUUUAACUUAUUCAAAUCUCUUUGAAGAGAAUACAAUAUAAGACAUAUUUAGAUGGGGACUGUAGAGAGACUCUUUACAUCAGUAAAUUAAACUGCAAUUUAUUGAGCGUAUCCCAGAGGUGACAAUUGUUAUGUGAAAUUUUACACUAAUAAACAAAUGCACGCCUGAAUCAAACAUGAGCAUACUUAAAGCGCAUUGUAGUGGUUAUGGUGUCACAAGUGCUCUAGUGUUCCCCAACUGUAUGUAGUAGUAACAAACCGCUGUAGGAAUGGCUUAUUACCUGAGGUCCACUGGGCACUGUAUUUGCCUCCACUAAUACCAAUUGAAAGCCAGAAGCUCUCAGUCUAAACUGGUGCAAUGUAGUGGUUAUGGUGCUUGGCGUGUAACUUAAAUAGGUCAAACCAUGCAGGAGCUUGGUAUUUAAACUAUAUGAAGUUAUACAUUUCCCAUGUAGAUGCAUUUGUAGCAACACUAAGUUGUGAUCCUACUAAAAUUAGAACAGGACUCUCCAGGGAAAAGGAUGCCAAGACAGCAGGAGCUGCUAGAUUUAGUGACUCAAACGAAAAGUGUGUAGCGCCCAUGUAUACUGUACCCUAUUAUAUUGAUUGGUUCCUUGUGCAUUCUUUGAAAUCAGACAAUUGCCUCUCUGUUGAUGUGAGUAAAGAACAAUGCAAACGCCAUUUCAUCUUUGAAUUUGCUUGCAUAGCAAAUAAAUAUUGAAACAGAUGGGAUAUAUCUGAAGAAUGAUGGGAGAUGGACAGAUAGGUAAACAGGUGAUGUUGGGAGAUACAGAUAGAUAAGCUAAACUAAUCAAUGAACAGACAUACAGAUGUAGUUAUAAGUAGAUAGAUGAUUGACAUAGAUACUGUAAAUAAAAUUGAACUGUUACUGUUUAUGUCUGAAUAAAAGUUUCACAUUUCUUCACCA
Pelobates cultripes (western spadefoot toad) is the source of this 13529-nucleotide messenger RNA. The record is from the annotation of a GenBank genome assembly. Lineage: Eukaryota; Metazoa; Chordata; Amphibia; Anura; Pelobatidae.